AUGGACACUAAGAGCGACGUGGUGACGUGGCAGAUCAAUUCCAGUAUCGUGGAGACGAUCAUUGGCGAGACGAGAGGCUCUUUCCAAUGUCGAUAUCACGAUGACGAUACUGAUCCAGUCAAUGUCAUUCGUAAGGCGGCUGCGAAGAAGCAAAAGGAGAAGGAGAAUGCGAUGAAAAUGUUCGUCAAGAAGCCGGCGGAUGAAACCGCUGUGUACACGGUGGCCAUCAAUAACAUUACGUGCUUCUGUUUGGCCCUAGAUCAUGUUUCGUCUUGCAUGUCUUUUAGCCAAACAGCACACGCCAUUCAGCACGCGAAGGAUUGUACCAAGUCGGCCAAGUUGACUGGCAUCAAUGAUCACAUCGCGGGACAAUACGUGCGCGUGAUGGUCGCUACUUCUCUGCAGGAAAUUUGUACCAUGGUCAGUGACGAUUUGGUCUAG
Molecule: messenger RNA, 441 nt
Organism: Marchantia polymorpha subsp. ruderalis
Lineage: Eukaryota; Viridiplantae; Streptophyta; Marchantiopsida; Marchantiales; Marchantiaceae
Source: the annotation of a GenBank genome assembly